Nasonia vitripennis (jewel wasp) is the source of this 1997-nucleotide messenger RNA. Its product is annotated as adhesion G protein-coupled receptor L4. The transcript has 8 exons. Gene Ontology annotation, cellular component: membrane. NCBI's taxonomy places the organism in Eukaryota, Metazoa, Arthropoda, Insecta, Hymenoptera, Pteromalidae. The record is from RefSeq and is a predicted model, not a curated record. Gene Ontology annotation, biological process: G protein-coupled receptor signaling pathway; cell surface receptor signaling pathway. Gene Ontology annotation, molecular function: G protein-coupled receptor activity. Bases 407 to 1381 code for a protein of 324 amino acids.
UUUCAGUCGCGCUCGGCACGCCGACCCAACGACACCGGCUGCUGCGAUAUCCUCCGCGACGAUAGACAACACAGUCUGUACUACAUACGAUUCGCGGAAUCUUCUGCCGAAUGACGCAUACACACGCGGCAUGCGGUGUGAUUUCGAGCGCCGGUUUCAAUCGGCAUCCGCCGAUAGCUUCUCUUGAGUGCAUUCGUAUUGAUUUUUGUGUGCUUUUGAACUGUGGAUCGCGAUAUUGAUUCGUCUACUCUCGGCUCAUUAGAUAACGUCAUAUAGUAUAGAUCAUUGUCAAGAGUGUUGUUGGUUAGUUUCGCCGAUGAGAGAACAGUAUACGCCGUGUUUGAUCGUUUACUGCAGUAGGAAAGCCCGAAGAGACAUAUAAGCAAAAAGUGAAACUAUCGCAACCAUGGAGACCCUAUACACGGGUGCGAUUCACGGCUUCCCUCAGGCGUCAAACGGCCUCGCAAAUGGCAUAUCUUCUGGGCUGGCCGCCUCCUUCGAUCAGGACGGCGUACUUAGCCUCGUCGUGGUCCUCGGAGGAAGUCUCUCACUCGUCGCUCUUGUCUUCGCCUUCAUCACCUACAGUCUGUUUUCGGACUUGAGAAGUUUGGCGGGAACUACGUUAAUGAAUUUGUUGGCAGCUCUUUUCAUGGUACAACUGUUAUUUAUCGUCGGAGUUGGCGGUGUUCAGGAUUCACAAUUAUGCAUUUCACUGGGAAUGAGUUUACAAUACUUGCGUGUCUCGGUGGUCUGUUGGCUAGCAGCUAUGUGCCACCACCUGUACGCGACGGUUGCCUCAAUCCCUAACCGCGACGAUCCUCCGACGUAUCUCAAGUACAGCGUGUUCGCUUGGGGUGCACCCCUCGUCAGCCUUGGCGGUGCCACUCUACUACAGAUGCAUGAGACCAAUGACAUUUGGAAAGUCGACGACCUCAUGCCCUUUAACUGCUGGUUUCUGGGAGCAAAAGCUACCGUCUACGCUUUCGGCAUACCCGUAAUACUGUUGCUUUUAAGCGCUGGUUAUUAUCUACUUAAAGCAGCCAUCGUGGCAAGAUACACAUGCAGCAUGCAACUGGAGAUAAAGCAGCGAGAAAAAAUGAAGAGGAGGCGAGCUCUGCAACUGAUGCUUUUCCUGAAAGUCAGUCUUAUCAUCGGUCUGGUGGUUGGCUGUGGAGUAGCAUCGCGCGUAUGGAAAGUACCUUUUCUGUGGGCCGUUUUUUGCACAGGUCACUCGUUACAGGGUCUUGCCGUUGCUCUAUCUGUUGCCUGCAAUUGCAGAGUACUUAAGAUUUACUCGAGAAAGUCGUAUAAGCAGCCAAAACAUCAGAUUGCAAAAUCAUCUAGCAUGCAAUUGCUCGCACCAGCGCCUGAUCCGGUCUAAGUCAGUAAUGAAGCUAACGAUAUAAACAACGCAUUUUUAAAAUCGACUGUCAUAAUUCUUGUAUUACGUAUUUUUUAUUGAACUAUUCAGUACUAUUUUCAAUUAAUUUUUGGACAGUCUAAAUUUUGUAUUAAUAUUUUAUACUUACAAAUUAUACAAAUUUCCAUGCUUUAAAGUACUGAUUCAUUUACAGUAUAAUACUGAUUACACCCAAAGAAUAUACACCCAACAUUCUUAUUCUUUAUUUGUGAAUUUGAAACUGUAAGCAAACCAUAUCGAAAUAAUACAUUAUAGUAGUAUGUAUAUUUAAUUAAGCUUUAAUUAUAUAAUCAUUUUGUAAGUAUUUAUUUAUAAAAUAUAGCUAAAUAGUACUGUAUAGUUUUGUAAUGUUUUUGUAAGAGUGUCAAUAACUUCGUCAAGUCGAGCAAUGGGGCACAAUCCAGAAAUCAAAGUUACACACGCAUAUCGCGUUCUCUUCAUGAUUGUAAAUAGUGCUUUAAAGGUUCGUAAAUAAAUCGCAAACCUCUCAAAAGUGUGAUCUACAUGAAAAAACAUAAAUCUUAACGAUUUUAUAAAACUUACUCAAUUUAUGCAUUUGAUUAAAAUACCUUCCAAC